This is a messenger RNA of Pyricularia grisea, 1543 nucleotides long. RefSeq lists its product as uncharacterized. The record is from RefSeq and is a predicted model, not a curated record. Lineage: Eukaryota; Fungi; Ascomycota; Sordariomycetes; Magnaporthales; Pyriculariaceae. The transcript is spliced from 2 exons. The coding region runs from base 196 to 582 and encodes 128 amino acids.
GCUAAAGUAAAGAAAGGUACGUACCCAACCGUUGAGCGCGCUAGGGUCAGGUCGACAAAGACGCCGCCGCCCCAAUUGAUUGACUGGGCCGGCCGGUGUUCUGAAAAGCCGCUUGAACAAAGACAACGACGUGAAAAAGGUAAAACCACACACAUCGACCACCGUUGCCAGCAGAAAGCAACACACUCAAUCGCAAUGGCGUCCACCACAACAACGACUACCACUACCACGCCAGCUAGCGUAUCGGAGGUGCUCGUCGAUUACAGCCUGCACCACUCCGACAGCACACCCGCCGCCGCCGCCAAGGAGGAAGGACAGCAGACCGCGACAACGAGCAGCAGUAACGCCAGCAACCCACCAGACUAUGGCGCGCAGUAUCGCCGUGUGCCUGCACACCGGCCGAUAAACAGGCACCUGGAUCAGAGCCAGCGCGCCGUCUAUCAGAAUGGUGGCGAGCGAGUCUUCAUCACCGUCAUGUUCGGUGGACUUUAUAUCAACUCUACGGCGGCCAAGUUGUGGAACGCGACAGUGGGGAGGGUCAACCAAGGUCUCUUCAGGUAUCCCUUGGGCGGCGAAAUAUGAUCAAGAGCAAGAUAUAUCAAUUUCGAGACAGUACACAUUACAUCGUCUUGGUUUCAUUGUAGCAAUGACUGCUAGGCCUUGCAAAUGGAAGUUGACAAAAACGCAUGAUUAUUCCCAAGCCUUGAAUCAAUGUGCCACCAUGUGUCAACAAGCCACACCAUAGGGGUACCUAAAAGGCUGAAAGCCGUGAUAGUAAUAAAAUCAUCCUUCAUCCCAGCAUGCUAGAUCUACUCUACUCAGACUUCUUCACUCCCUUCAUGUUUCCCAAGUCCUCCUCCAGCAUCUUGCCAGCGACUUCAAACGGCUGGACCGGCUGUAAGAUGAACAACAUCCUUGCCCACUCAGUGUUGCUCUUGUUCCGCCAGGAGUGCAUAGUCGCUCGCUGGACGCAGACGUCUCCCCUCUUCAUCGGCCUCUCCUCUCCCGAGUCGAGGAUAAGGUCGACCUCCCCCUCGAUGACGAUGCCGUAGUCGAGACUCAACGUUCGGUGCAUGGGGCUCACGUGUCCCGGCUCCAUGUCGACGUAGCGCAGCACCGUGCCGCUGUUGACCACCAGCCCAGGGGGAGAUGAGAGGAACUCGCUGUAGGCUGCUAUGUCGGCGCCCCCGGCCAGCUUGGCGGGGAAGGCAGUGGUGAUGAAGCACUGCGAGAACUCGACCCCGGUGUUGACCUUGCCGUCGCCCACCCGGGUGAAGGGUGCCAGGACCGGCAAGGUGUUGUCGAUUAUGGCUUUGCCUGUCUUUUCAUCGUGGGUUGUGAUGUAGCGAUCAGGGUUGCGGAGAGUUCCUUGAAGAGCCAUUCUGGCGAUGAUGUAAAUGGGAAGGGAAAAGGAUAGGUUAUGUCCUGCUUAGGUGGUAAUUUGAAGUUCUUUUAGUGGUGCUUGAGAUGGCUAGAGAAUUCCAAGUGAGUUGAAUAUUUUCUUUUCUUUUCUUUUUGUUGUUCUAUGUUUCUUGGCUAUAGA